Molecule: messenger RNA, 2453 nt
Organism: Biomphalaria glabrata
Lineage: Eukaryota; Metazoa; Mollusca; Gastropoda; Planorbidae
Product: polypeptide N-acetylgalactosaminyltransferase 13-like
Exons: 11
Coding region: 259-2145 (628 amino acids)
Cellular component (GO): Golgi apparatus
Source: RefSeq, a predicted model, not a curated record
AACUUUAGGCUUAAUGGUGUGUAGUAUAGAUUAUGAGAUUAAGUCGUGCGAAUAGUCAACCGUAAACGAAAAAUGUUUCUAAAAACAGAAGUCCGCAGACUAUCGUUGGAUUUUCUUUUUUCCUUAUGUCGAUAGAUUAAAAAAAACUGCCAACAAACAAAUAAAACAAUAUUUUUUUACGAUAAGUUAAAGUAAAUGGUUUUCGUAUAACUGCAUUACCAGUUACAUUGCUUUGUGUACAGAGUCUUGUUAAAGUUUAUGUUGAAUUUAUUACAUCAAAAAAUGAAACGCGUCUUUUACAAAGUGUUGCCAUUAACUCCUGUCGUGAAACUACGAAAGUGUGCAAGUAUUCUGUUGACUUCAGUAUUUAUAACUUUUUUAAUUGUGAUGUCUAUGAACUGGAAUUCUGAACAAUAUCUGAGUCAGUACUUGAAGCAAAGAGCAAGAGAAAUAGUGUUGUCGACCUCGACCUUGAUUUUAGCGCGGGAAGUAAGAAAUAGUUCUGGAAAUCUUGUUCCAACAUUCAAACAGCAGCCAAAUGUUAUGGAUGAGAGCAUUUUGAAAAUGCCAAUAAAUUACGGAGUCGACCUUUAUGAUAAUGUCACAUUCCCAUAUUUUAAUGACGCUAUCAACUCAUCAGGUCCAGGAGAAGGCGGUGUCGCUGUAAAGAUACAAAAUAUCCCAGCACAAGACAAAGCUCAAUAUGAUGAGGGCUGGCAAAAGAACAGUUUUAAUGAAUACAUCAGUGAAAAGAUCUCAAUACACAGAAGUCUACCACAGUGUAUGUCUGAUGCAUGUAAACGAUUUAUCAACUCAUAUAAUGGAAGUAAAGAUGAAAUAGCUGUAGUAUUUGUGUUCAACAAUGAGGCCUGGACGACACUACUUCGGUCCGUGCAUAGCGUCCUAUCAAGAACACCAGAGAAAACUUUAAGAGAAAUAGUUUUGGUGGAUGACGGAUCCAAAUUAGAUGCAUUGAAAAAGCCACUGGAGAAAUAUUUUAGCAAAUUCCCGAAAGUCAAAAUUGUUCGCAGCCCCACGCAGCAAGGACUGAUCAAAGCUCGACUACUGGGCUUCGUCUCAUCCACCGCUCCCAUUGUUGUGUUUCUGGAUUCUCACACUGAAUGUUUUCCAGAUUGGUCAGAGUCUCUUGUGAUUAGAAUAACACAAAACAAAAGGGCUGUGGUGUUUCCACGAAUCCCAGGAAUUAAUGACGUAACCUUCAGGUUGUUGUGUGAGCCACAUACAUGGGCCUAUGGUAUCUUUCGAUAUUACAAUUUGAAUUUUGACUGGGGGGCAGUUCCGGAAAGAGAGAAGCUCAGGCGUAAAGAUGAAAGUGAUACGUUUAGAUCUCCAACGAUGCCAGGUGGACUGUUUGCAAUAUCGCGAGAUUUCUUUAACGAAAUAGGAACGUAUGACCCAGAGAUGGAGUUUUGGGGCGGAGAGAAUCUUGAGCUGUCUUUCAAGACGUGGAUGUGUGGGGGGACUCUGGAACAAGACCCCUGCUCCUUUAUCGGCCAUGUCUACAGAAAACGUAUGCCCAUAAAAGGGACAGUGGCACAAGUCUUCAGGAACACGAUACGCUUGGCUGAAGUCUGGAUGGACGACUAUAAAAAUUACUUUUAUGAAUAUAAAAACUAUACUCUAAAUAUGACUAUUGGAGAUAUUUCUGAAAGGAAAAAGUUGAGAGAAAACCUUAAAUGUAGAAGCUUUGAGUGGUUUCUGAGAAAUAUUUACACAGAACAUGAGUUCCCUCACAGUGUCUUCUUUGCUGGCACAAUCAAAGCUUUAACGAAGCCUGAAAUGUGCAUUGACAAUGGUGGCAAAGUCAUUCCCAUAAUGUACUCCUGUGCAAUCAGUGCUGAAUCUCAGUUUUGGUACUUCACUACGGAUGGCCAGAUUUUUCAACAAGCUGGCCACAUUUGUGCAGACAAUACGUCUGUAGUUUUGGAAAAGCCAAGUUGCAAGAAUUAUGGGAAAUGGCAGUAUAUUGCAGAGAGUAAAUUGAUCAAACACGAACCUUCAGGUUUGUGCCUGGCAUCUCAACAAAACUCGGAUCGAUUGAAGUUGGCAACUUGUGAUAGCUCCAAUGCUUGGCAGACGUGGGUUGGGCAAAAACGCAGAAGUGACCUCAGAUUUCCACAAUAGCUCAAAAUAAAUACAAAGUAACAAGGACUGAACAUUUCAUGUGUGUGUAUUUGGACUCAAUUUCUGUGUGCACUCUAAACUAAAUAUUUUUUGGUCCUUUCUAUUAAUCAGCACUUAAUUAUACUAAAUCAGAUAGAAUCCAUUCGGAGAUGAAAGGUCUAAACUCUAAUCUUAUAUUUGCUUCAAAGGGAUUAACUUAUUAAACGUUGAAAAAAAAAACAACAAAUAAUUGUGUAAAUUAUUAGAUCGCUGUGAUUUAUACGUUCGGAAUAGACAGCAUUCCAAUCACUUUCUGUAAUUUAUACGUA